This is a messenger RNA of Mobula hypostoma (lesser devil ray), 4116 nucleotides long. RefSeq names its product VPS18 core subunit of CORVET and HOPS complexes (gene vps18). Gene Ontology annotation, cellular component: endosome; HOPS complex. The transcript is spliced from 5 exons. Gene Ontology annotation, biological process: intracellular protein transport; endosome organization; lysosome organization. The record is from RefSeq and is a predicted model, not a curated record. Gene Ontology annotation, molecular function: protein-macromolecule adaptor activity. Lineage: Eukaryota; Metazoa; Chordata; Chondrichthyes; Myliobatiformes; Myliobatidae. Bases 61 to 2994 code for a protein of 977 amino acids.
GUCAGGGUCAAGUGUCGGAGUUGGGUUGCUGCCUGUUUCCGGUGUUGUUUGUCAGCCGAGAUGAGCUCCAUCCUCGAUGAGUACGAGGAUUCACAGGCCCGGGCCUGCUUUCGGCCUCCUGGGUUUCCGUACCAACAGCACCGGCUGGGAAGCACAGGAAUUGGACAGUCCGGCUAUGUCAGUGCCCGACUGGAAGAGGAAAAGCCCAUCUUUUCCAAGCAGAGAAUUGACUUCACUCCUCCUGGUGCAAUCACCCACCUAGUGGUGUGCAACAAUCAGCUGUGCAUGAGUAUGGGCAAGGACACACUGCUCAGGAUUGAUCUUGGAAAACCAGACCAGCCAAACCAGGUUGAAUUGGGGCGCAAGGAUGAUGCUCGGAUCCACAAACUGUUCCUGGAUCCCUCGGGGUCUCAUCUCCUGAUCAGCCUCACCUCCAAUGAGUGUCUCUACCUCAACAGAAAUUCUCAGAAAGCGAAGAGCCUCUCUCGCUGGAAAGGACACUUGAUUGAGAGCGUUGGGUGGAACAAAUAUCUGGGCAAUGAAAGCAGCACAGGCCCCAUCCUGGUGGGAACCAGCCAGGGCCAGUUGUACGAAGCAGAGAUCAUCGUGUCAGAAGAGCGGCUUUUCGUCUCAAGUCCUGAUCAGCAUUUCAAGAAUGUGUACAAUCUGGAGGAGGAUGGAUCCCCUGCUCCAGUCUGCUGUCUGGAGAUUGAGCGAAGUGCUGACACCCGCCUCUUUGUCAUCGCCACCACUCGGAAGCGUUUGUAUCAGUUUGUGGGCAGGGCUCCAGAGAACCCUGAUCCACACAUGUUUCAGCCCAUGUUCAGUCAGUAUACCAACACCUUGCCCAGCUUCCAGGAGUUCCCAGCAAGCCUGGGCUACAGCGAGAUCUCUUUCUACACCUCUAAGCUGCGGUCUAGCCCUCGAUCAUUUGCCUGGAUGAUGGGCAACGGCGUGCUGUAUGGCACCUUGGACUUCACCCGGCCUGAUUCCCUUCUUAGUGAUGUACAGGUCUGGGAGUACCCAGGUGACAUCGCCCCUGAGCUGGAGCCCCCCCGGUCCAUCGUCCUCACCCAGUUUCACUUUCUGCUGUUACUUCCUGAUAGGGUGAAGGCCAUUUGCACACUGAACGGGCAGCUUGUCUUUGAGGAUGCCUUCCCUGACAAGUUCGGCCAACUCCUCCGUAUGGUCAAAGAUUCGGUGGCUGGGCUGAUAUGGAUAUACACGGAGAAGGCAGUGUUCCGUUACCACAUUCAGAAGGAAUCGCGGGAUGUCUGGCAGAUGUACAUGAACAUGGGGAAGUUCGAACUGGCUAAGGAGUAUUGCAAAGACCGUCCUGAGUGCCUGGACACUGUUCUUGCUAAGGAAGCAGAUCACUGCUUUCGAAACAAGAAGUAUGUGGAAAGUGCCAAGUACUAUGCACUGACUCAGAAGUACUUUGAGGAGAUCGCUCUUAAGUUUAUUGAAGCCAAGCAAGAGGAGGCCCUAAAGGAGUUUCUUCUGAAGAAGCUGAAGAACCUGAAGUUGGAGGAUAAGACACAGCUGACGUUGCUGGUGACUUGGCUUGCUGAAAUCUACCUGAACUGGCUGGGCACUCUUGAGGCAGACAAAGACAAGCAGAACCAAUUUGAGGCAACUAGGGAGGAGUUCCGCAAGUUCCUGAGUGGCUCCAAGAUAAAGGAGUGUCUCUUAAACAAUCGCUCAACUAUCUAUGACCUCCUCGCCAGCCAUGGCAAUGUGGAGGACAUGAUCUUCUUCUCUGUGAUUAUGCAGGACUACGAGCGAGUGGUGGCCCACCACUGCCAACAUGAUGGUUACAGUGCAGCACUGGAGGUCAUGUCCAAGUGCCAGGAUCCUGCUCUCUUCUACAAGUUCUCUCCUGUCCUCAUGCAGCAUAUUCCCAGGCAGGUGGUUGAUGCCUGGAUCAACAUGAGGAAGAGGCUGGAUCCCAAAAACCUCAUCCCGGCCUUGGUCAACUACAGCCAGAUUGGGAGCUCGGCGCAGGUCUAUGAAGCUAUUCGCUACCUUGAAUUUUGUGUACACCAACUGGAAGUGACAGACCAGGCCAUUCACAACUACCUGCUGUCCCUCUAUGCCAAGUACAAGCCCAAGGCCCUACUUUGGUACCUGGAACAGGCGGGCUCGAAUGCAGACUGUAUCCACUACGACCUCAAAUAUGCGCUACGUCUCUGUGCAGAGAAUAAACAGACACAGGCCUGUGUGCACAUAUACAAGACUAUGGAACUGUAUGAGGAGGCGGUGGACCACGCUCUCCAGAUGGAUGUGGACCUUGCUAAAUCAUGUGCGGACAUGCCAGAGGAUGAUGAGGAGCUCCGAAAGAAACUGUGGCUGAAGAUUGCCCGGCAUGUGGUUCAGGAGGAGAAGGAUGUGAAGAAGGCCAUGGUGUGUCUGUCCAGCUGCAACCUGUUAAAGAUUGAAGAUAUUCUACCCUUCUUUCCCAAUUUUGUGACCAUUGACCAUUUCAAGGAAGCCAUCUGCAGUUCUCUGCAGGAGUACAACAAGCACAUUGACGAGCUCAAGCAGGAGAUGGAGGAGGCAACUGAAAGUGCCAAGCGAAUCCGCGAGGACAUCCAAGAAAUGAGGAACAAAUUCGGGGUGGUGGAGUCUCAAGAGAAGUGUGCAUCAUGUGACUUCCCACUGUUGAACCGCCCUUUCUAUCUGUUCCUUUGUGGCCACAUGUUCCAUUCCGACUGCCUGCUGCAGGAAGUCAUCCCCCACCUUUCUCAGUUCAAACAGAAUAGACUGGAGGAGCUGCAGAGAAAGCUGGUUGCUGCUGGUCAGACUAAGUCCCGGCAACGCUGCAAGGAAGGAGAAGCCAGCGACCGGGGUCAGCAGUCCCGUGAUCAGAUCAAGUCAGAUAUUGAUGAUCUUGUGGCAGAUGAAUGUAUCUAUUGUGGAGAACUGAUGAUUAAAUCAAUAGAUAAACCAUUUAUUGACCCACAGAAAAGUGAGGAAGAGAACUGCUGGCUGUGAGUGUGUUUCUUGUGCUCACUAUUAUUGUUCCCUCAUGGCUGCUCUCUGCCUGAAACAUCAUUGCCUGGGAUUUCAAAGGUUUACUGCUAUGCUUUGUGAUUGUAAUUUUUGCUUCUAUUCUACAGCUUGUGUAGAUACCUCUAGCAGAAAAUAAAUGGAGACAUGCUUAAAGGUUUGUGUGCUCAUUCUGCUAUUUGUAGAACUGGGUGUGUAAACUUAAAAUGCAAGUCUGUUGCUCAUGCACAUGUUUCAAGAAGCAGUUAUAUUGUUUUUGGGCCAGGAUUAGGGGUGAAAACAGGAGCAGGACUGAAUUUUGAUCAGCUGUGAACAUAUUUAAAGCAUGGAGCAACCCAACAACUCUAUUUCAAACUACAAUCACUUUCAGAACAGAAUCUGCUCUCAGAACUAACAGCCUUGGACCAUGGUGGGAUAGUAUCAUCUCAGCUUGCCAGUGUCCUUUUGUAAUAAUCGAGUCAGAAAAGAAUUAGUUACAACUGUAUCUUGUUUUUUUUUUAAAAAAUCACUUUAAUAUCCAUGGAUCCAGCUCUGGAAUGAGGUGGGGAGUUUGAUAGUAUGUCUGUGAGCCAAUGGUUGUGUACAAAAUGUCUCCAUAGAUGCUGCCUGACCAGUGGAGUUCUUCCAGCAUUUUGUGCAUUGUGCUCUUGUUUUUAAUAACUAAUCAUUUAAGAAAGCUGAAUAUAAAACCUUUUCAUCAUGAAUAGCAAAUCUCAAAGGUGCUCAAGUUCUUUCUGAAUGAGACGGGGAGUUGUUAAACAGGAACCUGUAGACGUGACAAGUGCAUCAAGAAUGCAGCUUUGGAUGAAGUAUUCUACAGCACAGAAAUGGCCUUCUGCUCAAAAUGACCAAGUUGCCUACCUGAGCCAAUUCACCUGUAUUUGGCCAAUGUCCCUCUAAACUAUUCCUAUCCAAUUAAAUGUUGUAAUUGUACCUCUGUCCACCACUUCCGCUUUAUAACUCAUUCCACAUAGCCACCACUUCGUGUUAAUUCAGUACAGUAUACAAUAAAACACCACUCACAACACGCUGGAGGAACUCAGCAGGUCGGGCAGCAUCUGUGGAAACAAUCAGUCAAUGUUUCGGGCCGGAACCCUUCAUCAGGAC